AUGGCAGAUCUCCAAGGACGCAAGGUCUUCAAGGUGUUCAACCAGGAUUUUAUUGUCGAUGAACGGUAUAACGUUACCAAGGAGUUGGGCCAGGGAGCUUAUGGUAUCGUCUGUGCUGCCUCAAACGUCCAGAGCAAUGAAGGUGUGGCCAUCAAGAAGGUUACAAAUGUCUUUAGCAAGCGGAUUCUGGCCAAACGUGCCCUGAGAGAGAUCAAGUUACUACAGCACUUCCGUGGCCAUCGUAACAUCACCUGUCUUUACGAUAUGGAUAUUCCACGGCCAGAUAAUUUUAAUGAGGUGUACCUCUACGAGGAACUUAUGGAGUGUGAUCUUGCCGCCAUCAUUCGAUCGGGACAGCCUCUGACAGACGCCCACUUCCAGUCUUUCAUCUACCAGAUUCUAUGUGGGCUAAAAUACAUCCACUCUGCAAACGUGUUGCAUCGUGACUUGAAACCAGGUAACCUAUUAGUUAACGCCGACUGUGAGCUGAAGAUAUGUGAUUUUGGGCUGGCCCGUGGCUUCUCGAUCGACCCUGAUGAGAACGCCGGAUAUAUGACCGAGUACGUUGCUACGAGAUGGUAUCGUGCUCCGGAAAUUAUGUUGAGUUUCCCAAGUUACACCAAAGCUAUUGACGUGUGGUCUGUCGGAUGUAUUCUUGCCGAACUGCUUGGCGGGCGACCCUUCUUUAAGGGCCGUGACUACGUCGACCAGCUAAACCAGAUCCUCCACUACCUUGGAACCCCUAGUGAAGAGACACUCUGCCGUAUCGGCUCCCCACGCGCACAAGAGUACGUCCGCAACCUCCCACACAUGCACAAACAGCCCUUCGCCAGACUAUUCCCCAACGCCAACCCAGAUGCACUCGACCUUCUCGACCGUAUGCUCGCCUUCGACCCUUCGUCCCGUAUCAGCGUGGAAGAGGCCCUUGAGCAUCGCUACCUGCACAUCUGGCAUGAUGCAAGUGACGAGCCCAACUGCCCUACCCCAUUCGACUUCCACUUUGAAGUUGUCGACGACGUGCAGGAGAUGCGCCGUAUGAUUCUCAACGAAGUACAGCGUUUCCGCGACCAUGUGCGCCAACCUUCUCACAUCCAGGCUGCGCUUGCCCAGCAGCUACAGCCUCAGCAGACCAACGUGCCUAUCCCAGAGGAUAAAGGAGCGCAGUGGAGACAUGAAGAUCCUCGCCCACAGGAAGCCGUGUUCGACGGAACAAACGAGCAUGAUCUUGAAGCAUCAUUACAUAGAGGGAUGGACAUGAUUAGAUAA
Microsporum canis CBS 113480 is the source of this 1266-nucleotide messenger RNA. RefSeq names its product mitogen-activated protein kinase spm1. The record is from RefSeq and is a predicted model, not a curated record. The transcript has 5 exons. Lineage: Eukaryota; Fungi; Ascomycota; Eurotiomycetes; Onygenales; Arthrodermataceae. Gene Ontology annotation, molecular function: ATP binding; MAP kinase activity. Bases 1 to 1266 code for a protein of 421 amino acids. Gene Ontology annotation, cellular component: nucleus; cytoplasm. Gene Ontology annotation, biological process: intracellular signal transduction; protein phosphorylation.